Molecule: messenger RNA, 1487 nt
Organism: Pyrus x bretschneideri (Chinese white pear)
Lineage: Eukaryota; Viridiplantae; Streptophyta; Magnoliopsida; Rosales; Rosaceae
Product: serine/threonine-protein kinase D6PKL2-like
Exons: 2
Coding region: 64-1443 (459 amino acids)
Biological process (GO): protein phosphorylation
Cellular component (GO): cytoplasm; plasma membrane; nucleus
Molecular function (GO): protein serine/threonine kinase activity; ATP binding
Source: RefSeq, a predicted model, not a curated record
ACUCUCUCAGACACAACUCUCUCUCCUUCCUUCUCUCUCACUCCUCUCUCUCUCUCCUCCGCAAUGGAGCCGUGGCUUGACGACUUAGCCGACGACCUCCAAAGCCUGAGCUUCACCUCCACCACAACCACCAACACCAACACCACCAAGCGCAGCACUAGCUCCUGCUCCGAAUCCACGCUCCCGCCCUCCGCCUCCUCCUCCGCUCGCCUCCCCGCCUCCGUAAUCCCCAAGCCCCGACCCCAAACCUCCUCCUCCGACCCCCUCUGGUCCGCAAUAUACAAGAUCCGAUCCGAAUCCCCGACCCGGCAACUCUCCCUCUCUGACCUCAAAUUCGCAGAGCGCCUCGGCUCCGGCGACAUCGGUUCCGUCUACUUAGCCGAGUUGAAGUCCCCCGCUGGGGCCCAGGGGUGCGUAUUUGCGGCGAAGGUGAUGGACAAGAAGGAGCUGAUCAGCCGGAGCAAGGAAGGGCGGGCCAGGACAGAGAAGGAAAUACUGGAAAUGCUGGAGCACCCGUUUUUGCCCACGCUCUAUGCGAGCAUCGACGCGCCCAACUGGCUUUUCCUGCUCACCGAGUUCUGCCCCGGCGGCGAUCUCCACGUUCUCCGCCAGCGCCAGCCGCUCAAACGCUUCGAAGAACAUGCCGUCAGGUUCUACGCAUCGGAGGUGGUUGUAGCUCUAGAGUACCUCCACAUGAUGGGAAUUGUGUACCGUGAUCUGAAGCCGGAAAAUGUGUUGGUUCGAUCCGAUGGCCAUAUCAUGCUUACAGAUUUUGACCUCUCCUUAAAAUGCGACGAUGGUACAUCAACGCCUCAGAUCAUCUCUACCCAAAAUACCCCAAAUGCUGCACUACAAAAAGGCUACUCACUCGAUCCGCCCCCGUUUGCAUCCUCUUCAUGCAUUCUUCCCAGUUGUAUGGUCCCCUCCGUGUCAUGUUUCCACCCGAAAAGCAAGCGGAAGAAGAAGCAGAGCCAUAAAAAUGGCCCCGAGUUUGUGUCUGAGCCCGUGGACGUUCGGUCCAUGUCGUUUGUUGGGACCCACGAGUACUUGGCCCCGGAGAUUGUGUCCGGCGAGGGGCAUGGUAGUGCAGUGGACUGGUGGACGUUAGGGAUAUUUAUUUUUGAACUGUUCUAUGGUGUGACACCCUUUAGGGGUGUGGACAAUGAGCUAACCCUAGCUAACAUUGUGGCUCGAGCCCUGGAGCUUCCGAAAGAACCGGCGGUGCCCAGCACGGCCAAGGACCUCAUCUCACAGUUGUUGGUCAAGGAUCCGGCUCGGCGUUUGGGAUCGUUGAUGGGUGCAUCAGCAGUCAAGAGGCACCCAUUUUUCCAAGGGGUUAAUUGGGCAUUGUUGAGAUGUACACCUCCACCAUUUAUUCCCCCACCAUUUAAGAGGCGAGUUGUAUCUGAUCAAAGUUGUACUGAGAAAAUGGAAUAUUAUUAGUCACAAAACAAAUUAAAUAAGAAAUAUAUAUUUCAUGUUUCAAA